This is a messenger RNA of Mus pahari (shrew mouse), 1967 nucleotides long. RefSeq names its product LIM domain only 4 (gene Lmo4). The record is from RefSeq and is a predicted model, not a curated record. The transcript is spliced from 5 exons. Bases 710 to 1207 code for a protein of 165 amino acids. Lineage: Eukaryota; Metazoa; Chordata; Mammalia; Rodentia; Muridae.
GUCAGUAACACAUGUGUAAGCGCCGCCGAAGGAGCGAGCGAGCCGGCUAGAGGCCCGCGCCGCCGCCUCCGAGCCGGGCAGCAGCAGCGGGGCAGCCGAUCGGUCCAGCGCACCCGGCCGGCCCGCAGCUCCCCACUCCGUGCGUCCUCGUACCGGCCGCGGGACCGAGCCUGUACCGCCGCUCCCGGGCCGCAGGUCGCGGGAGGGGGGGAGCUCGGUCGAGCCGCCGGCGGCCCCGAGCGGGCGGGCGGGCGGGAGGAAGGCGGCGGCGGAGGAGGAGGAGCGCGGGCGCGGCGGGGGCGGGGGCGCGUACAAAGUGAAGCCACAUUGCCAAACUUGCAGCCGCGAUUGCAGCAGUGGCUGCCGCUGCGCCGUGCGGGCCGGGCCGAGGGCGCCUGCAGCUGCUCGCGCGCAGCCGGGGGCUGAGGACCGGGACCCUCGGGCUGAGACUUGACACUUCUGCGCCGGGCCGCCUGCCACUUAGCGUGGGGCUCCCUCUACCCGCCCCAGAGCCACGCGAUUAAAAAAAAAAAAAAAAAAAAACCAGCCCUUAGCCCCCUCCUCCCCUUUCCUGCUUCUGCGAGAACUCCCUCCCUCCCUCCAGCUCCGCCAGCCCCGGCGCCCCUGCCCUGGAAGCCGAGCGGCUCCGCUCGCAUUUCGCCGCCGCCGCCGCCUCUCGCAGUGUUGCAAUAUAGGGGAGAAGCAGACCAUGGUGAAUCCGGGCAGCAGCUCGCAGCCGCCCCCAGUGACGGCCGGCUCCCUCUCCUGGAAGCGCUGCGCAGGCUGCGGGGGCAAGAUUGCGGACCGCUUUCUGCUCUAUGCCAUGGACAGCUACUGGCACAGCCGCUGCCUCAAGUGCUCCUGCUGCCAGGCGCAGCUGGGCGACAUCGGCACGUCCUGUUACACCAAGAGCGGCAUGAUCCUUUGCAGAAAUGACUACAUUAGGUUAUUUGGGAAUAGCGGGGCUUGCAGCGCCUGUGGACAGUCGAUUCCUGCAAGCGAACUCGUCAUGAGGGCCCAAGGCAACGUGUAUCAUCUCAAGUGUUUCACAUGCUCUACCUGCCGGAAUCGCCUGGUCCCGGGAGAUCGGUUUCACUACAUCAAUGGCAGUUUAUUUUGUGAACAUGAUAGACCCACAGCCCUCAUCAAUGGCCAUUUGAAUUCACUUCAGAGCAAUCCACUACUGCCAGACCAGAAGGUCUGCUGAGAGGACAGAGUAAUGCAGAAUGCGUGCCUUCAUCUCAGAAUUGCUCAUCCCAGGUGGAUCCCAUGUGUCUGCAGUAGACCAGUCACCUUUGUAGCCAGCACCAUGCCAUCGCGCCCCCUUUAGUCUUGAGUACCCUUCCUGCAUUUAUUGGUGUAUUAAAAUGACUGAAUAUGAACAUUAAGGACUCCAUGAACCUGGGCUAAUGGGAGAUGGUAGCGAGAAUGAAAAAAGAUCCACCGAAGGACAUCUAGGGGGGAGGGUGCUUGGGGGGAGGGAAAUGACUAAUGAAGCUAAUUAAAAGAAGCAUCACGAAUCUGCUUUCUACCCUCAUUAACAAUUAGCAGGGCACCGGCCAGAGUGUGAGCCCUGUUUUCCUUUAACAACAUUCUGUUUGCUCUUUGUAUAUUUAAGUGUUGUAAUGAAAUGUGUUUCAAUCAACCUGAACAUGAGUUAAAAGGAAAGAGAUGUGGCUUUUGUGAUAAUUCUAUCACAAACACUUUUAUUGUAUCUGUGUAAAAUACAAUGUAUGUAUGCAUGUGAGUGUUUUUGUCCUGAUGUUGCUCCGCCCAUGACAAAGGUUAAAAAAAAAGAAGAAAAAAAAAAAAUGAGGCUCAUAGCCGCUACUAUGUAGAAAUGCCCCCUACUUCUAAUUUGCUGAAUGAAGAAAAAAAAUCUUUUAUUUGUGAUAUUUUCAGAGACAUUUGCUCUAGUAUGGUGUAUUUAAAUAAUAAAAACUUAAAAGAAAAAAGUAUUCAACAGA